UCACACUCCAAUAUAUAUAUACAUUAGAGGGAUUCUCUUCCUUCAUUCCAUCAUUCCAUCGCAUAACAAAACAAAAAAAUUGGCACUUCUUUUCUUUCACAAAGCUAAGGAAACAUGUCUUCUCAAUGUUUCCUCACUGCUUCCUUACUCAGACUACCCCCCUCCACUCGCCAUUACCCCUCUUCUAAUCCACCGCCGCCGUCUCCGCCGCCUCUAAAGUCUUUCUUCAACGCUGGCAUAUGGUGUUUGGGCAAAAAUCGGCUUAACUUGAAUCUGCAAUGCAAUGCUUUAUCAAAGCCUCGUACAGAAGAGUACACUGAGGUUUUGCAAAAUGGUUUGCCAGUAAUAGAGUGGGAUGGGGUUAGGGAAGAAGACAUUACUCAAGAGAAGGUAAGUACAUCAAAUAAGAUAAAGGAAGGAGUGGAAACCGUCCGGGCGAUGCUAGGGUCGAUGGACGACGGUGACAUCACCGUGUCGGCGUACGACACGGCGUGGGUGGCGCUGGUGAAGGACAUCAACGGCGGCGAAUCUCCGCAGUUCCCGACCGCCCUCGACUGGAUCGCCGACAACCAGCUGCCGGACGGUUCCUGGGGUGACCAGUUCAUCUUCUUGGCUCACGACCGUAUACUCAACACCUUGGCUUGCGUCAUCGCCUUAAAAUCAUGGGACAUGCACCCCCAAAAAUGCAACCAAGGAAUGAUGUUCCUACGAGAGAACAUGAAGAAGCUAGGAGAAGAAAAUGCAGAGCACAUGCCGAUCGGGUUUGAGGUGGCGUUUCCGUCGCUGAUUGAGAUGGCAAAGAAACUGGGCAUUGAGUUUCCCGAUGAGGCUCCGGUGGUGGAGGACAUUUAUGCCCAUCGGAAUUUGAAGCUCAAAAAGAUUCCGAGGGAGCUAAUGCAUGAAGUGCCCACAACGCUACUGCACAGCUUGGAAGGAAUGGAGGGUUUGGAGUGGCAAAAGCUUCUUCGCCUCAAGUGUGAUGAUGGCUCUUUUCUCUUCUCCCCAGCCUCCACAGCCUAUGCGCUCAUGCAGACAAAGGAUGAUAAUUGCCUGCGCUACCUCGCAAACGCCGUUCGAAAGUUUAAUGGCGGAGUGCCGAAUGUGUACCCCGUGGACAUGUUUGAACAUAUCUGGGCCGUUGAUCGACUCCAGAGGCUUGGGAUUUCAAGAUAUGUGAAGCCAGAAAUAGAUGAAUGCAUUGACUAUAUACAUAGGUAUUGGAGUGACAAAGGGAUUUGUUGGGCUAGAAAUACUAGAGUUGAAGACAUCGAUGACACUGCUAUGGCGUUUAGGCUUUUAAGGCUGCAUGGUUACGAGGUUUCUCCUGACGUUUUCAAGAACUUCGAAAAAGGGGGAGAGUUCUUCUGCUUUGUAGGGCAGGCGGGCCAUGCGGUGACCGGAAUGUACAAUCUGUACAGGGCUUCUCAGGUACGGUUCCCCGGAGAGGAAGUUCUCGACCGCGCCAACAAUUUUUCCUCCGGUUUUCUGCAACAAAAGCGAGCUAGUAAUGAGCUCUUGGAUAAGUGGAUCAUUACCAAAGAUCUCCCGGGCGAGGUGGGAUAUGCACUUGACGUGCCAUGGUACGGUAGCUUACCACGGAUAGAAACACGGCUAUUCUUGGAACAGUACGGUGGGGAAGAUGAUGUUUGGAUCGGCAAGACUUUAUAUCGGAUGCCUAUUGUGAACAAUAACAUGUAUUUGGAGCUGGGGAAAUUGGAUUACAACUACUGCCAGGCAAUUCACCAGCUGGAAUGGAAGAUUAUCCGCAAGUGGUACAAAGACUGCAAUCUGGCGCAGUAUGGAGUGAGCGAGAGAAGCUUGUUGCUGGGGUACUAUUUAGCCAUGGCCAGCAUCUUUGAGCCGGAGCGGUCGAAAGAGAGGCUUGCAUGGGCCAAAACCUCGGCACUCAUAGAGGCUAUCACUGCCAAGUUUCAGGUUGGCAGGGAGGAAAUUUGUCGGGACCAGAAAAAGGCUUUUAUCUAUGAAUUCACGAGCAAUGUCAGCAUUGACGACUACAAUGCCAAGAACAAGACAAGAGAGGUGACACUUGUCGAGACGCUACGUGAAACCAUAAACCAGCUUUCCUUGGACGCACUCCUGGCUCACGGAAGGGAUAUCCAUCAGUACCUGCACCAAGCUUGGGGAAAAUGGCUGCUGACCUGGGAAAAGGACGGUGGCACGCGAGAAGGAGAUGCAGAACUCAUAGUGCGCACUUUGAAUCUGUUCACCGGACGUUCGGUGUCUGAGGAGUUAUUGCUGUCCCAUCCAAAACAUCAACAGUUGAUGGAGAUCACCAACAGAGUAUGCCACCAGCUAAGUAUCUUUCGGCAAAGCAAGAGUCAACCACUGGAAAGGCCACAUGAAAACACAACCACUGAGAUAGAGUCCGACAUGCAAUACCUGGUCAAAAUGGUGCUGACAAAAGACUCCGAAGACGAUCUCAACUCAGAUGUCAAGCAAACGUUUCUCACUGUAACAAAAACUUUUUACUACACUGCCUAUUGUAAUCCGGGAACCAUCAAUUUCCACAUAGCCAAAGUGCUCUUUGAGAGAGUGCCUUGAUUCUAUUGGAAGUAGUUUCUAAUGUCUGAGUAACGAGAACAGAGAAUCAUGGUAACACUAGUCAGUGGGAAUGUGGGUCAUGCAAGUAAAUGUAAUUUCCCUAGAAAUUAAAAUGCAGAUGUUGGGAAAGGUU
Molecule: messenger RNA, 2695 nt
Organism: Ipomoea nil (Japanese morning glory)
Lineage: Eukaryota; Viridiplantae; Streptophyta; Magnoliopsida; Solanales; Convolvulaceae
Product: ent-copalyl diphosphate synthase, chloroplastic
Exons: 14
Coding region: 115-2562 (815 amino acids)
Biological process (GO): gibberellin biosynthetic process
Cellular component (GO): chloroplast
Molecular function (GO): magnesium ion binding; terpene synthase activity
Source: RefSeq, a predicted model, not a curated record